Molecule: messenger RNA, 261 nt
Organism: Cylindrotheca closterium
Lineage: Eukaryota; Bacillariophyta; Bacillariophyceae; Bacillariales; Bacillariaceae
Source: the annotation of a GenBank genome assembly
AUGGUUGACAGCAAAAUGCUUGAGUUGAAUUCGGGCGUGGAGACAAAUGAAACAAUUGGAGUGGAACAGUUGGAUUGGGCGUCGGAAAUGGAAGAAGAUGGUACAUUUGCUGGUAUGCUCCAAAUGCAGCAUUCUGAAGAUAGGGUUAGGGUGGUAGAUUUAAGAAUGGAGGAGACGCAACUGGGUGCUGCACGGUUGGUGGGACUUAGACAAUGCGAUUUGGAGCUGACAACAAUCUUCCUGGCGCUGGUGGUGGAAUGA